CCCGGAGUCCUCCUCCUGCAGGAUCUGACAGCUACGUUCCUGGGAGAUAUCCGCCACGCCGACGGUCUAGAAGUGGCGGUGAUCGGUAUCGACGAGAGCGGUCAAGGGAUCGAGAGAGCCCACGCAGGCGAGAACGAAGCAGAUCUCCCAUGAGAAGACCGUCUCCUCCUCGGCGUAGUUUGUCAAGGAGGCCAUCUCCCAUGCGAGCCGACAGAUACGAGCGCCCUCGGUCCCCAGCGAGGGACUGGGAUCGUGAUCGUGAACGUGAACGUGAACGAGAACGGCCAAGAGAGCGAGAAUGGGAUCGCGACCGAGUUCGCGAUACCAGGGAGCGUGAUUUUGAUCGUCGUGACGACAGGUCUCGAUCACCAUUUAACAGAGACCGACGGGAGAGAACUCCCCCCGGAAGGUCGCCACCUCGAGGACCUGGUGGGGGCGGAUCAUAUCGUCCACGCUCGCGAUCCCCAAGCCGGCGGGGUGCUGAUCGAUACCAGUCGUAUCGGCGAGUCUCUCCUCCCAGAGAGUCAGGGAUAUCGUCUGCAAUUACCUCUCAGUCAGCAUCCGGAAGGUCGUCACCUCGCCCAAGUUCCAUUCGGGCCCGGUCACCACCAGCUUUGUCUCGCGAAGAUUCUCCCCACCACCCCAGCAUGUCAGGGGCCGCACCUCCCAGAGACGCCCCCCGGCCCGUAGCAUAUGACUCGACGCCUCCAGCCUCUCGAUCACCACCGCGUGGCCCAGCCGCUCUUAGAGCUCCCCCAACUGGACCUGCGGCAAAUCGAAACUACACGGUACCGGUGUCUUCUCCAGCUCCUCCCCCACUGGUGCGGACUCAGACGCCCACAGCUCCUCCGCCACUUCGAUCAGGGACAACCAGUCCGACAAACCCUCCAGCAGGCCCACGGGGGUACGUUCCCCCGGCUCGCGGUGGUUUCGCACCUCGUGGUGGAAGAGGUGGAUGGACCCAGCCACCCCCGAGACAUAUGUCUGGGCUUUCACCAACUCCUUCCACACCCAACGGGCCUUCAAUUAUUCCCACCGGCCCACGUGCCACUCCUUCUAAUGCUCCCUCAUCAUCUACCCCCACGCAAACUCGACCCUUCAAUCCCCCCACCGGCCCAUCAGCCCAACAUCCGGGAAGUACCCGACAAACGCUCGCACAGAGCAUGCUCGCAACGUUGCCGCCUCUCAUCCCUGGAGGCAAACUGGAUCCCUCGAUGACGCCCUCUGUCUUGGGCGUGACCCGAGAGAUCGAACCGCAUUACCGGAAACUCAAGGACGAGGAGGAGAAGCUGCGGGACGAGCUGCAGGCCAAGCAAGAGCGCCUGCGUAAGAGCUUGUACAACUGGGAUCGACUGGAGCGCGACUCACGAGCUUGGGAAAUGCGCAGUGACCUGAGCGAGAAGAGUAUGAAGAACAUGGCAGGCGAAGGCAUGGGCGGCGCGGCUUUCUAAGACGGUCCCCUCAGCUAGCUGAUACGAAGCACCGAGAGCAAUCGAGAUACGGCGCACAGGGGAUUGCAACGGCUUUACGUUGGCCAGUGAUAGUUUAUGCACGCAUGGCUCUGGACUGGACAGCGGUGUUUUUUACAUGUACAUUAGCAGCAGUGUCAGUGUUUCGUUAGUAGAUUUGUCGUGGUAUGAGAUACCCUCUGCGCAAGGCGCCACGAGUCCCAAAUUUAAUUACGAUUGCAACACUUGAGGC
Molecule: messenger RNA, 1701 nt
Organism: Ilyonectria robusta
Lineage: Eukaryota; Fungi; Ascomycota; Sordariomycetes; Hypocreales; Nectriaceae
Exons: 2
Coding region: 150-1451 (433 amino acids)
Source: RefSeq, a predicted model, not a curated record